UUCUCAUUGUAGGGCCACUGGCCUAGAAAUGGCCCCAACUGGAAGCUAUGACUGGAGCCUGGUGGAGGCUUUGGAGCCAGUCUGGAGAUCAGGACUCCAGGAUCCAAGAGUUCAAUGCCCUCACAUGCUGUCCGGACACUAGGUGCGCCACGGACCACAACAUAGACAACACCAUGGAAAUGCUGCAGGAAUGGCUGGCAGCGGUGGGCGAUGACUAUGCCACUGUGGUCUGGAGGCCCCAGGGGGAGGCCAGGUCCUACCCAGACGAAGAGGGUCCCAAGCACUGGACCAAAGAAAGGCACCAGUUUCUGAUGGAGUUGAAGCAGGAAGCCCUCACCUUCGCCAGGGGCUGGGGAGCUGACUAUAUCCUGUUUGCAGACACAGACAACAUUCUGACCAACAAUCAGACACUGCGACUUCUGCUGGGGCAGGGACUCCCUGUGGUAGCCCCUAUGCUGGACUCCCAGACCUACUAUUCUAACUUCUGGUGUGGGAUCACCCCCCAGGGCUACUACCGCCGCACGGCCGAAUACUUCCCCACCAAGAACCGCCAGCGCCGUGGCUGCUUCCGUGUCCCCAUGGUCCACUCCACCUUCCUGGUGUCCCUGCGAGCUCAAGGGGCAGAUGAGCUCGCCUUCCACCCUCCUCAUCCCAACUACACUUGGCCCUUCGAUGACAUCAUUGUCUUCGCCUAUGCCUGUCAGGCUGCCGGGGUGUCGAUCCACGUGUGUAACGAGCACCGUUACGGAUACAUGAACGUGCCUGUUAAAUCCCACCAGGGGCUGGAGGACGAGAGGGUCAACUUCAUCCACCUGAUCUUGGAAGCCCUAGUUGAUGGGCCCCCGAUGCAGGCCUCAGCUCAUGUGUCUCGGCCUCCAAAGAGGCCCAGCAAGAUGGGGUUUGACGAGGUCUUUGUCAUCAGCCUGGCCCGAAGACCUGAUCGCCGGGAACGCAUGCUGAGCUCGCUCUGGGAGAUGGAGAUCUCUGGGCGGGUGGUGGAUGCUGUGGAUGGCCGGGCGCUCAAUGGCAGCAGCAUCAGGAACCUUGGCGUGGACCUGCUCCCUGGCUACCAGGACCCCUACUCGGGCCGCACGCUGACCAAGGGCGAGGUGGGCUGCUUCCUCAGCCACUACUCCAUCUGGGAAGAGGUGGCUGCCAGGGGCCUGGACCGCGUUGUGGUUUUUGAGGAUGAUGUGCGCUUUGAGAGCAACUUCCGGGGGCGGCUGGAGCGGCUGAUGGAGCAGGUGGAGACGGAGAAGCUGCCGUGGGACCUGAUCUACCUGGGCCGGAAGCAGGUGAACCCCGAGAAGGAGGCGGCCGUGGAGGGGCUGCCGGGCCUGGUGGUGGCCGGGUACUCCUACUGGACGCUGGCAUAUGCCCUGAGCCUGGAGGGUGCCCGCAAGCUGCUGGCCUCCCAGCCCCUGCACCGCAUGCUGCCCGUGGACGAGUUCCUGCCCAUCAUGUUUGACCAGCACCCCAACAAGCAGUACAAGGCACACUUCUGGCCACGGGACCUGCGGGCCUUCUCAGCCCGGCCCCUGCUCGCUGCGCCCACCCACUACGCAGGGGAUGCCGAGUGGCUCAGUGACACGGAGACGUCCUCCCUCUGGGAUGACGACAGCGGCCGCCUCAUCAGCUGGAGUGGCUCUCAGAAGACCCUGCGUGACCCCCGCCUGGACCUGGCUGGCAGCAGUGGCCACAGCCUCCAUCCACACCCCCGGGAUGAGCUCUAGGUCCAGGUGAGGACUCCAAGGAGUGCCCAGGAGCUGGCAGCAGCUACCUGCUCCAGGGAACAGAGGAGGUGGUUGCUGGCAGGGACCGCAGACCUGGUGAGACCUGGCUGCCACCUUGGGCAUGGCCACUCUGCAUGCUGGACCCGUCUCGCAUCAGGAGAAACCACUCAGAGAUGGAUUCAAUUUCGCGAAGGUCACAUACUAAAAGUGCAGGACCUGCAGGCCCCCUGACCCUGCCCAGAUUCAGAGCCUAGGGUGUGGGAAGGAGGUGGCCCUUCAGCUUUCCCCAUCAAGCUGGGCAGACCCCAGGAGCCCUGCCCUCCCUAAGGACUCAGCUGCUGGGGCCCCUCUAUCCCCUUCUACCUCCACCUCCACCCCCUCCCCACCUGACAUUUGGGUCUCACCAGCACCCUCUUCCCUGGUCAGUGGGAAGUGCAGGGAGGUGGGAGGAGGACCCUUAAAGACCUGGUGCCCAGCACACAAUAGGCCCUCAAUAAAAGCCACUGGUGUUUGCACUUUA
Molecule: messenger RNA, 2253 nt
Organism: Carlito syrichta (Philippine tarsier)
Lineage: Eukaryota; Metazoa; Chordata; Mammalia; Primates; Tarsiidae
Gene: CERCAM
Product: cerebral endothelial cell adhesion molecule
Exons: 13
Coding region: 48-1733 (561 amino acids)
Source: RefSeq, a predicted model, not a curated record